UGUGCUGAGAUGGUAGGUCCCCCCAUCUGUUCGUUACUUGUGAAAUUUAGAUUGGAGCAGAUUGUGCUCUCCGGGUAGCAAUGGCAAUAGACUUGAUGCAACUUUAUUUCAUCUAGAGCAAUCAAAGAAAGCAAAGUACAAAGCAGUUUUCUAAUGUAAGGAAUAAGUGUAUACAUUGCAGCUUUCUUUGGAAAAUGUCCCAGGAAUGUUUAGUUUCUGUUGAAGAAAUCCGUUCUUGGUGGGAAGUACCCGCCAUAGCGCACUUCUGCUCCCUGUUCAGGACUGCUUUCAAUUUACCAGACUUUGAAAUUGAGGAACUUGAAGACGCGCUUCACAACCAGGACAUUGACUUUCUGUUUGAUCUCAUCUCUUGUCUUCUUCAGGGCUGCUAUCAGCGCACAGAUAUCACGUACGCGACGUUCCAGCGGUACUUGGAAGACAUCAUCAGUUACCGAUGGGAGCUGGAGGAAGGGAAGCCCAACCCCCUGAAGCAGGCUGUGUUCCAGGAGCUGCCCCUCCGCACCCAGGUGGAGCUCCUUCACCGGCUCUGCGACUACAGACUGGACGCUGCCGACGUCUUUGAUCUGUUAAAGGGCCUGGAUGCUGACAGCUUGCGGGUGGAGCCUUUGGGAGAAGAUGGUGAUGGUGCCCUCUACUGGUAUUUCUACGGAACACGCAUGUACAAGGAGCAGCCGUCGAAAGGGAAGGGGAGGAUAGCACAGAGUGAAGAUGCUGAAGUUGAAGAAAAGCCAGUCAAACGAAGGGGAAGACCACCAAAAAAACAAAAGUUACAAGCUAAAAGACUGAGCGAGUUGGUGAGUGAACACAAACAAGAGAAUGGCACUGGAGGCUUGCAGACAGAUGCUGCAGAGUGCGAGCGAGGGGCCUGGUCGCUGGCCUGUGCCACGGAGGAGGAGUGGCAGAGCCUGGCAGAGAGCAUAAAAGAGAAACCUUCUUCUAAAGACAGGCAGCUCUACAAACUGAUCAGUGAAAACUUCCUCCCGGAAAUCAGCAGCAUGAUUGUGUACAAGGAGAAGCAGCGCCAGGAGAGGCUGUCUCAGACGACCCCCGUAAGGAGUUCAGAGCGGCUGGUUGUCAAGCGCAUCUUACUGGAGGAGGAGGAGACCAUGGUGGCCAUCGCGGAGGUGGAGGAGCAGAAGCGCAGGGACGAGGAGCUGGAUCGGCAGCUGGUGCUGGCAGUCCAGAGGAGAGAGCAGGAGAAGCUGCAGGAGGAGGAGAGGAGGCAGGAGAUGGAGGAGAAAGUCAAGGCUGUUGAAGAGCGUGCGAGGAGAAGGAAGAUGAGAGAGGAGAAGGCCUGGUUACUGUCCCAGGGGAAGGAGCUGCCCCCAGAGCUACUCAAUCUGGAUCCCCACUCGCCUGUCAGGAGAGCAAGGAGAACCCGAGACAUAUUGGAGCUGGAUGAGGAUUACACAGCUCUGUACAAAGUUUUAGAUGCUCUGAAGGCACACAGAGACUCCUGGCCCUUUAUGGAACCUGUGGAUGAAUCCUACGCCCCGAAUUACAAUGAGAUCAUUGAGACUCCAAUGGACCUGUCCACCAUUGAAAAGAAGCUCAACGAAGGCCUGUAUAUCUCUAAGGAGGUGUUUGUGACGGAUGUGAAGAUCAUGUUUGAAAACUGCCAGGAAUACAACGGAGAAGACAGUGAGUACACGAAGAUGGCGGAGGCCCUGGAGGGCUGCUUCAACAAGGCCCUGCUGAAGCACUUUCCCUCGGAGGAGGCGGACACGGACGAUGAGUUCAGGGUGCGCUCGGAGGAGCGGGACAGGAAGGAGCGCCGGAGGAGCCGUCUGCAGCGCCAGGGGGGCCUAGAGACCCUCCCCAAGGUGACGGACCAGGCCCUCCGCAGAAAGAAACCCCCCGGCAAACCCCAGGACCAUCGCCUCACUCCUCCCCCUCCGCUUGCUCCCGCCUGGAUGAACGGGCCGGUGAACAACCAGGGCUUCCCCCACACCCUGCCCUACCCCGGGGGCACGUCCACAGUGCAGGCAGCCUCGCCCAUUUACCGGCCGCCACACACAAUGCAGAGACCCACGGCCCCAGGAAUGUUCAGACCUCGUCUCGGUCUGGAUCUGCGCUUCCCAUUCCACCCUCAGAGGCUGCCGGAGCCCGGGCACCAGCGACUACCUCAGCACUUUCCCAUACAGCCCUCUCCAGGAAUUAACGAGCCCCGUGCACCCAGGCUAACGGGACCCGAAUUCAAGCAGCAGCAGCCGCCUUAUGUUGGCCCAACCCAUGGGCCCUCGCUGGGCCCCCGUCCUACUGCACUGCAGUCAGGGGGCCUGUGCACCCCUCCUCCGGAGGCCAGCAUGUACCCCUCCCAGCAGUACCAGCAUGGCUACAUCCCGCUCCAGCCUGAAGGCAUGCUCAGACACCCUGGAGGAGUUGCUCCUUCCAAUGCUGUCCCGCCUGGCCCCGUGUAUGCCCGUUUCCAACACCCAAAUGGCGCCCAGCCGCCCAUGUGGUCAGGAAUGAACGGCGUGCCCCAAGAGAGACCGACAGCCCCUGCGGGAGGAGGGGAGCCCAAUCCCAGCGGUGUACCCCAAAUUCAAAUCCCGCCUCAACAACACUCCUUCAACCCCAUGAUGGACCCCAGUGUGAUCCGGCCGCCGAAGCAGUGGCCAGACCAGCAGCCCGGCUACCUACCUCACAGCAGCCAGCCUGGGGAUUACUACAGACUUGCGGCUGGGGUCAGCCCUCAGGGACCCAACCCUUCGAGGAUGCUGCCUCAGCCAGCUUCCUACCUGAGACCCUCCGCUCCUCCUCCUGCUCCUCAGGAGCACAGGGUGCACUUGGGCUCCAUGCUGGACAGCCCCGAAAUGAUUGCCCUGCAGCAGCUGUCUGCUUCCUCCCAGCCCCUAGGGGGUCCCCCUCUACUACCAAUCCCACAGCACCCAGGGACCUUCCAGCAGCCGCAUCGGGGUCACCCAGCCCAGCCGCAGGCUCCCCCGCCCGAAAUACAGCAGCUGAAACCAGCUAGAGAGAUCCUGGUUGAGGCACCUGUCUCCGAAGAUGCGUUCAUAAAAGGAAUACCACCAAGUGAGCCCAAAUUUGCUGACCCCAUCCAGAACCCCAGAGCUGGUCCUGUUCCUAUGGAAAUGGACAGGAAGGCUCCCAUGUGUCCUGAAGAACCCCCCCAAACGCUGAACCCCUCUGCUCCUGAGGGGGGCAGUGAACCCCAGAAUAGCCUUCGAGAGCCAGUACAGAACCAAGCAAGACUGCGAGAUGGCGUCGCCCAGGAGGGAAGAGAGACUGAAGAGAGAAAGAGCGAGGGAGCAGCAGACCAGCCAAGCAUGAACAAGAACAAAGCAGAUCAUACCAGUGACUCCACUGCUAAAACAGAGAAACUGGAACCUGCCUCUGGAAGCCAGAAGCAUGCAGCGGCCAACUGUGCCCCUAAACGUCCUGGGAACGCAGGGAUCAUGUAUCCUAACGGAGAUGUCAAAGAUCAAGGCUUGAAUGUUCCAGGAGAAAGUCAAGUGAUGGGCAACAGAGGACCAGGGCCUCAGAACUCUGCAGCUUUGCCCUACGGACAUAUCCAGGAGAAUGUGUCCCAAGGCCAGUAUAACCUCAGCAGUCCCAGGCAUGGCAUGUAUGGCAUGCCAAUGGGUCAGCCAGUGCAGGUUCCCAAUCGACAGCCAUUCCCUGGUCAGAGUGUCUCUCAGAAUCUACCUCCUCAGCGUGGUCCGGCAGCCUAUCCCCAGUUCCACCACCAGGGGGCUGCCUACCCUUACCACAUGGCUUCUCAGAACCAAGGCUCCCCCAACAUGUUCCACCAGUACCACCAGCCCCAUUACUACCCACACCCCCAGGGCAGCAGCGGGGGCGGCUUCCCAGCUGAAGACUGGCGGGGACCUCCCUACCACCCUCGCCACCCCAUGCCUCAAACAGCUUACAUGCCUGCCCCCAACACAAAUGGGAACGGGCGACUACGAGAGAACAGCAUCUCUCCACAUGGCUCUGAGAGUUCAACAGGCAGCCUUGUCUCCCCGAACCUGAUACCAGAAGGAACAAGAAGCAGCUCUGUGGAGAACAGGGAUCUAGCAAGUCCCAUGAAACCAAGUGAUUUGGGAGACCAGCAGGACAGGCCAGAGAGCCCCAAAGAGAUCCUGGAUCUGGACAGCCAUAAUGCAGCUGCUAGGAGACGUAGCGGCCAACCCCCUGCCCCUGGGUUCAUGUACGACCCUCGCACAAUGCAUCCUGGGAUGGUUGGCAGUGGUGGUGGUCCUCCACGCAUGAUGGCACAUCCGUCGUCUUACGCCCCCCGUCCAUUUACCCACAGUCCAUACACGGCACAGAGGCCACACCACCCUAUGAUGCACGCCAUGCACCACCCUGGCCAUGUGGCCUUUCCCCAGGGGCAGCCCAGAAUGCCUAUGUACGGGCACUCGGAUGAAAGAAUGGGCCACUUCCAAGGCAUGAUGAUUCAGCAAAGAGCAAUGGGGCCAAUGCAAGAGCAAUACCUACACUCUGGCAGACAAUCGACUACAAGUUCAUCAGUCAUCCUUUCUGAAAAAAGGAGCUCAACCAGUAAGCAAGGGGUCUGAGCAGAGCAGACCUUUGAAUCGUUACUGAGCAGAGACAAGGUGAUGAAGAGGAUAUGGGGUUGAGUGCCUCGCUCUCCUACCGUCCAGCCUUGGCAGCUGUGUGGUCGGGUUAAAGCAUUGUGUGACGUCUCACGUUCGUGUCUCUCAUCUUAUACCAGAAGUUGUUUUUAUUGUCAAAAGUAUUAGUGUUAGGCUUUUUGAAACAGGGGUGGACUAUUGGGAGGAAAAAACUAAAGAUUUGAAGUGCCUAAAAUGGCAAAUCUGAUGACGAAUGAUACUAGUUCAUUGUGCCAACUUACCAUUUGCAUUUCCAGAAUCCUCUUUUAAUGUGUCGAGUUCAGUGACAGACAUGUCGUGAAGAAUACAUUUAAUUAAGAAACCCGAUAUUUCAUACCUCUACCAAGUCGCUCGUAUGCAAGUGUCUACCUGCAAUUCUUACUGAUUUUUCACGUCUUUCUAUGGCCCUAAGUUAACACUGAGAAAUGAAAUAAAACAAUGCAUUAAAACAAGGUCCAGAAAUAAGAAGCAAGUCAGCUAGCCCAUCCAACCCAAACCGGAUCUCCCUCCCCCUGUUCACAAAGCUGCUGUCUGAUCUGGUUCUGUUAGGUGUGAAUUUCCUUUCCUGGCUGGGGAAAAUAAGAAGAUUGUUACUACAACACUUUUGCAAACGUUAAUCUCAGGUGUAUUUAAAAAAGGUACUUUUUUUUUUAAACUGUAGAAAUGUUCAUGUGGUUCAGAAACCAGUUAACAGAAUUACAGUUGCCUUUUUUUUCUUUUGAAUGUACUUUGUAAAUAGCUAGAUUGUGUAGCAAUACUUCAUGAAAUAAGCACUGUAAUAAAAUGUAAAAAAAUACAUUUCAGUUCAUUUUGUUUGGAUCAUCCAGUAUACCUGUCCGUAAAGAAUUCUGAACCCUGUUUAAAAGUGGUUAACUAACCAGAUAUCAAUUCCAGAUCAGUGCAUUCAUGGAAUGCAUGAUUAUUAAUGAAAAUGUAUGAAAAUGCCAUCUUGAGCUCUCAGAUCUUUUGACAAAGCUGCGCCUUUUUACUGGCAGGUGAAACAUUGCAUCCUGCUUUUCAUCCCCUAAGGAGCUAGUGUCUUAAUGACAUUUUUUUUUCUUUUGUGUUUUCUACUCUUUCCUUAAUCGUUAAUCGUUCUGAGGGAUUCUUACUGCAAUUACAUGCUUUUUGAUAGCUCUGUGUUAAAGUGCUUUAGCUAUGAGUUCUGGAGCUGAUCUGCAGUUCCAGUUGCCUGCCGUAGCCAUACGGAAUGUAGACCUGAUCAACCAGAAAUAACCUAAAGGAAUGGCUCUUCCAUGUGAUCUAGCCUAUGUUAUAUGUGUAUAUGUGGCAGGCAACUAGGAAGUGACGAGCAGCUCCCUAAUCCUGACAAAGUGAACCUAACAGAGUGCAUGACCACUCAGAGUGAUUGCAGACAUCAAGGGGAUGUUAUACCAAAAUAGAAAUUUGAAGCUACUUACCUACUAUAAUUUCCCUAUUCAUUUUGCCCUUAAUUUGUGUAGCCCAAUGAAUGUAAACAAAGCUCUCUCUCUCUCUCUCUCUCUCUCUCUCUCUCUCUCUCUCUCUCUCUCUCUCUCUCUCUCUCUCUCUCUCUCUGAGUGCUUGUUAAUGGAUUUUUCCAGCAGAAAGUCACGUCUCACUUAUAGAAACAAUAAUGUGCUCCUAAAUCUACACAGUGCAGCUGUAUUUCCUACAGAUAAGGUGACACGUUUAUUAGCUAUAGGUGCCACACAUAGUCUUAUUAUCCAGAUGUAAACAUUUACUUCUUUAUAAAUGUAAUAUGCUAAAUGUAGGAGAAGGGGCUUGUUUGUUCUUUCUUUACUGGAUAGAUAAAUAGACAGGAUUUUAAAUAACUGGGAUAGCUUCGGAACUAGUGUUUUGCUUUGGUACAGCAUGGGGGUUCAACGCUAGUAGCUGCUUACGUCUCCUAUAGCAUAGUUGCUCCUUUCACCUUUUCAUCAGCAGCAUAUGGAGGUCUGUGUUCAAAGGAGGCUGCCUGUACAGUUCAGUCAGUUGCAGAUGGACACCAGCACCAAGUUUGGGAAGUUUUAAUAAUAGGAUAAUUAAAGUGAUUAGAGUAUUCAGUGGUUUAUAAUAACAGUUUCAAUGACAGUGGAUCAGACACAACACCAACCCCCCCCCCCCCCAAGCAGUUAGCAGGAUUGCUCAGGGUGUAAAGCACAGGUUUUAUUACGGGUAUUUUUUUAUUUUUUUUUUAAAUAGUUAUUUACAAACAAUAAUGUUUACAAGAAACACAUCUUCCCUUCGGUGGUGAAAAUUAACCCCCAAUCCUGCACCUUUUAAAAACAAACAAGUAUUGUACAGUGCUUCCUCACUAUUUUAUAGUUUGAUGAUUUAUGAAUGCGGUUAAUUCACUGAUAGCUAAUUGUCCUGUACUAUAUAUUUUACUGUAAGAGCUCUUCACUCAUUAACUGUUAUAAGUCUUUUCUCUUGUGUGAGGUGGAUAGCAGAUUGAAGAUGGAGCACUGUGUACCGGUAAAUUUAAACUUUUGUUGUAAAUUGUACCUUUUUAAUAGGAAUUUCGACUCUCCCUUUGUCCAGCAGCUCCCUCUACAGUGAAAGUAGUGAAACUGCAGCCUAACAUCCAGACCUCUAGGCUGCUUACAGCUUCUAUGGGUUUCUUGUUCUGACUGAUGAUCCCAUUGAAGUUAAUUGAUGCUUUUGUUUUGUAUGUAUUAAAAUGCUUGGAGGACUACGAUCUGGUGCAGCAACGAGCAUUUUGGGUUUCUUCUGUUUUUGUGUCUUAUUUAUAUGUGUUGUAUUGUGUAAACUACUGUACUGUUUGUCAAGGUCUUUCCAGUAUGUGUGUGUAAUGUAUAUAAUCACACACAGUAGUGUGUGUAAGAAUAUACACUUUUAGAAAUGAAUUGUUUGCUAUUGUACUAGAGACCUACACAGGCUACUAUAUCGUUGUUCAGCAGUUUUUAGUAUCUAUGGGUGUACAGUUUUUGUUUUGGCUGCUAAGUGAUUGCUGUUAUCACAGCCUCCAUUAGGCUUUUGUAUUGUCCGUUUUUUUUUUUUGUUUGUUUUUUUAAACUGUCAUCUUAACUUGUUAUGACUGCAAUUCUGAUUACAGUGAUUCAUAUAGUUGUUUUUUUUCUGUGUAAUGUGUUUUGACAAUGAGUUGUUCCUAUCCAGUUGCCUGCAGACCUCUUUUGUAGGUUACCUAAGUGAAGUGUCUUUGUAAUAGUAAGCUCUAGCCCCCGCAAAAGGAAACUUGAUCCAACGUGGACGAUCACCAGGUGGCGCUGGCUCUUACUUCUAUAGACACGCUUUGGCUGCUGUAGCCUGGGUUUCAUAUCUCUAUGGCAGGAAAUUAGAAAUGAAGAGCAGCUCAUGAACUCCAGUGAAAGCACCUUAACACAGACAUGUCAAAAAAAUCUGAAACGCGGUGUUUGAGAAAUGAAAAUAAGAACCACUCGGAAUGAUCGCAAACAUCACAAGUAUUGGGACAGUAGUAGUAAAAAAAUAAUAAUAAUAAAAAAAAAAACACUAAGAAAACGACAUUUGAAAUGACUUGCUAAUGUCGCUUGCUCAUUUUUUUUCAAAUCAGUUUUGUAAAGCCUGCACCUAUUGAUGGCAGCAUUUAAACUCUACCUCAGAAUUAUGACUCUCAAUAAUUCAAAAUGUCAAUACAUAAAUCUGUGACACUGCUGCUGAAAAGUAUAGUAAGGGAGGGGUUGUAGAAAAAAAAACCUUGCCUUUACCAUUUUAGUCAUUUUGUGACAAAGGGAGAAAGAGAUUUUUUUUAUUUUGUUUGUUUUGGACUGGGGGGGGGGGGGGGGGGUGGCACAAUAUAGUAUUUAUUAUUGUACUGUUUUCUGGUUGUAAUAGGCCAAGGUCCCCUGAAUGAGUGGGAUUGGUGCCCUAUUUAAAUGUAUUGACUGGUAGAAUUGAGCAAGUCUCGCUCCCAAAACAGUAGGUCCAAUAAAUAUGAGUGAACAAAUUGCAUAUUUUGGCACAAUGAACCAGACUUGUAGAGACAGGAGUGAGCUGGGCUUUGCUGGAAACAGAGCAGAAUUGUUACUCCAGUUUAAAAUUUGUAGCAAAAAACCUUUCUGUAUGUUUUGCUGCAACAGCUCCCUUUGUAUAACAGAUCUUGUUGUGAUGCUUGUAAUUAAGUCUCUCUUUUUAUUUUUAUUCUGUCAGUGCUGGUAAGUGUAACUAAAUGAUCUGUAUAGAAUCUUGGUGGUUUAAGGUUUCUGAGUCCUCCUAGUCUUAACCAAAUUUAAGACCUUACAAUAACAGUUUCCACUUUUAGUCUGCACCAGCAAGGGGAAUUUAUCAAACUUGACAGAAAAGUUGGAAAUGUAAUCAAAUUGUACGCCAUCAAUAGCCAUCCGUUACUAUAGGUUGCUGUGAUAGGUAAUGUAUGCCAUGACGUCUUCCUUCUAAAUUGAACAGCCCUUGGGCUUUUUUUUAAAAAGCCUGUCUAGGAUGACAGGCAGGACUGCCACCGUUUGAGAAAUUAUGCCCCCUGGUGUCACCUGUUUCCCCGCUACUCCUUUUUUGAAUAGUGACGUUUUUUUAUCUGCUGCCUUUGUCUGCACUAGUGGGGAAAAAAAGUAUUACACUCUGGUAAAUAGACUGGAAUAAAUGUGAAACCUAUUUAUUGGUGUGUUUUAUAUCUUGUAUAUUAGAUUUUUUUUUAAUAUAAUAAAUGUGCCCUCUGAUUAUUGAAAUAACAGCUGACACUUACCUCAGUAGUAUGGUACAAGAAUUAUUAGGUUUUUUUUGUUUUGUUUUUUUUCUUCAUGUGAAGUUUACAUAAGUUGAUACCUGACUGACAUAGAUUAUUUUCGAAAUGAACUGAACUAUUUUCAAUACUGUACAUUCUUAGAAUAAAUGUUUUUUGAAAA
Molecule: messenger RNA, 9463 nt
Organism: Acipenser ruthenus (sterlet)
Lineage: Eukaryota; Metazoa; Chordata; Actinopteri; Acipenseriformes; Acipenseridae
Product: chromatin remodeling regulator CECR2-like
Exons: 19
Coding region: 195-4565 (1456 amino acids)
Biological process (GO): chromatin remodeling
Cellular component (GO): CERF complex
Molecular function (GO): protein binding
Source: RefSeq, a predicted model, not a curated record